AUGCGGCAGUUCCUGGGGAGGGUGGAGCACGUCUUGCAGUUCCCGGGGCAGGUGGAUCACAUCCUGCAGUUCCCGGGGCAGGUGGAGCACAUCCUGCAGUUCCUGGGCCAGGUGGAGCAUGUCUUGCAGUUCCUGGGGCAAGUGGAGCACAUCCUAAAGUACCUGGGCCAGGUGGAGCACAUCCUGCAGUUCCUGGGGCAGAUGGAACAGGUCCUGCAGUUCCUGGGCCAGGUGGAGUACAUCCUAAAGUACCUGGGCCAGGUGAAGCACAUCCUACAGCUCCUGGUCCAGAUGGAGCACGUCCUGCAGUUCCUGGGCCAGGUGGAGCACAUUUUGUGCCUCGGCUUCAAAAAGGACAACCCCACAGGCACCCACAGCCGGUUGAUGUUUGUGUUAGGCAUGCAGGUGUACUACAAGAGAGAUGAAUUUCCUCUGCUCACAACCAAAUGUGAUUUUUUAAAUUACACAGGUCAAGUAGACCAGCUGCAAAAAGUGAUCAACACCAUCCAAACCAACCCCAAUGACAGACAGAACAUCACGUGUGCCUGGAACCCAAAAGAUCUUUCUCUGAAGACGCUGCCUCCCUACUGUGCCUUCCACCAGUUCCGUGUAGUGGACGGGAGUGGUACCUGCCAGCGGUACCAAAGGUCAGGAGACAUGGGCCCGGGAAUGCCCUUCUACACUGCCAUCUAUGCCCUGCUCACCUAGAUUGCACAUAUCCCAGGCCUACAGCCAGGGGACUUCAUACACACUUCGGGAGCUACACAUACUUACCUGAAUCACAUUGAGCCACUGAAAAUUCAGCCACGGCGAGAACCAAGACCUUUCCCAAAGCUGAAAAUCCCUCAGAAGGCUAAGACAAUGGAUGACUUCAAAGUGGAAGAUGUUCAGAUUGAAGGGUACUUACAUGGAAAUGGCUUUUUAGGGUGA
Perognathus longimembris pacificus (Pacific pocket mouse) is the source of this 930-nucleotide messenger RNA. Its product is annotated as thymidylate synthase-like. Gene Ontology annotation, cellular component: mitochondrion; cytosol. The record is from RefSeq and is a predicted model, not a curated record. Gene Ontology annotation, molecular function: thymidylate synthase activity. NCBI's taxonomy places the organism in Eukaryota, Metazoa, Chordata, Mammalia, Rodentia, Heteromyidae. Gene Ontology annotation, biological process: dTMP biosynthetic process.